Messenger RNA from Hydractinia symbiolongicarpus, 4136 nucleotides. Its product is annotated as adhesion G-protein coupled receptor G2-like. The coding region runs from base 144 to 3710 and encodes 1188 amino acids. Lineage: Eukaryota; Metazoa; Cnidaria; Hydrozoa; Anthoathecata; Hydractiniidae. Gene Ontology annotation, cellular component: membrane. The record is from RefSeq and is a predicted model, not a curated record. Gene Ontology annotation, biological process: cell surface receptor signaling pathway; G protein-coupled receptor signaling pathway. Gene Ontology annotation, molecular function: G protein-coupled receptor activity. The transcript is spliced from 15 exons.
CAAAGGAUUACAAUUUUGAAUAAGAUUUUGUUUUUGUAAGAAAAAUCUCGAUGAUUUUGACAAGACGUUAGCCGACGAUGGCAUGGUUUCAGAAUAAUGGCGUAAAAGAAAUAAACAAAUUAGAAUUGUAGAAGAAAUACAACAUGGUGAAAUCAAAUAUUCCUGCAACACUUUUUGGUGUACUUAGCUUGUUGUUGAUGAGUAGGAAUGGUUUAGCAACGGUACCUUACUACAACAAAUAUAUAGUUCCAAUUUUGUCCCCAAACUAUACCGUGCUUUCUCUGAAUGACGUCGUACGCAAUAUGUUUGCUAUUGAUUCGAUUACCUCGCAUAGAUUAACAAAGUUUGUGUUCAAAGAUGGAAAGUUACCUUCUUUGGAAGUUGCUGUAGGAGACAGCUCCAUCUUCCUGCAUUGUAAUACCAACUCCAUUUCUGCUGGAAGUGUUUCGUUGCAUUAUUUUUGCGUUGAUCAAAAAACUUGGGAAAUCAAGACUACAGCUAAGUAUAAACCAAUGGUGGAUCGUGAGGAGAAGAUAGAUCUUUCGUUUGAGGUAGUAAGCACCAAAGGUGUAACGAAAAAUUAUAUUGUUAAAAUUACUAUACAGAAGAAAUGUGUCGCACAAAAAAACGUGUAUAAAGAACUAAACCAAUGUAAACCGACUCUAAAGUCAUUACAAAUGUCAAAUAACGGGGAGUUUCUUUUGCCGGCAACUGAUCAAAAUAUGUCUAUAAGAAUAGACAGUGUCACGCUGAAUAAAUUCAUAGACUUUCAAGGUAAUCUGGAAAUAUUCGACAAUUCGAACAAACUUAUAGUGAAUCAAUCUGUUCAUGUGAAAAGUGCAGCGGAGGCUUUUAUUCUGGAAACAGCGGUCAAAAAAAAGUCAACUUCGUUUCUCGUAAAACUUUUUGACAAAGAAGCAAAUAGGUACAUAAAAUUAACAGAUAGGUUUAUUAUUAUCAAAUAUUUUCGAAUGAAAGAGUUUUGUGGUAACCGCAGAUGUAUGGAAAAUUUUAAUUACUGGAGAUGGAUUGUCAGUAAUAUUCCAACACGAGAAAAGUCAUGUGUCUCUGAUGAAAACAGAUUGGAGAACCUUUAUAAUUCCUGUUAUUCCGCAUUUACACCGGUGAUUGAACACUCUGGAGAGCCGUAUAAAUUCCGUGAAACAUUAGACAUGAAGUGCAAAUUCGACACCUUGCUUCCAUUUAAAGUCACGUGGUAUAAAGUACGUAAUCACGUGCAGCAGAUAGUUGGUACCGACAAUGUAAAUUACAACAUCCCCAGUUUGAGUUUUGAAGAUAUUGGAUCUUAUCGUUGUAGCGUGAUUACGGUAUUAAACAAACGCACGCAAACAUCGAAUUUUUUUACUGUUAAUCUGGAGAAUGUGUUCACUGGAGAGCUGCAUGCGAAUCUAAAAAAUGAGAUAUACGAUGCUGCAUACAAAGAUAUAAAAUCAAGUGUAUAUAGCAACAAGGCUAACUACCUUGAAAAAGAAAUUGCAUCACUACUGGACAACGGUGUCGUACCAAACGGAGCCACUUUUAAUAUCCAAUCUUUCAGCAAUGAAUCGAACUUUCUUGGAAUCAAAGGCGUUCUUAGCGCAUACAAAACUUUUCCGUCGCUGUCUAACUUGGAAUGGGUUUUGCGUACUAUAAAAAUAUUAAAAGUAUCUCAUCUUUCAUUCGCAGCCGACAGCGUAAAGUUGUUAACAAGAGACACCUGUGGUGGCGAAACAGAUAAAGGAAGCGACAGUGUCCACGCUUACGUGUGGCCAGCGACAAAUAAUGGCGAAACAGCGUAUUUACCUUGCCCUGGCAAUAAUAAUAAAAACAUUUCGAAAAAGUGCUUGCGAGAGCUAGAAUCUGGUUAUGCAGUUUGGCAACCACUUGAUGACAGUGAAUGUGUUUACAGUACGAACCCUUUAACAUCUACCUUAGAAGCUUUAGCAAGGGUUUCACUAUCACCAGAUAACGUAGUUAGAAUCUCCAGCGAGCUAAAAGAAACGUCGUCAACAGGAUCCGUCAACUACACGCCAUACGAUGCUCACCUGCUUGUGACGUCAAUUAUUAGAUUUUUGGAUUACUUAAAAAGAGAUGCAGAAGUGGAAGAAAAUGUUAUGAGCACUGUGGAUAAUUUUUUAGGUAUUGACAAAUAUGUGUUGGCACAGAGUGAGGAAAAAAAUCAAUCAGCUUCCAGAAUAAUGAAUUUUAUUGGAGAUGCCGGCGAAAAGCUUGCUGAAAAUAUGCCUCACACCGUUAAUCGUAAAAAAUUCGCUCUUGGAGGAAUAAAGAUAAAACGAACAAACUUUAACAGUUUGACGAUAGACGCGCGUCACGUUGGAACGACAAAUAUCCUAGAUUUCCAUAGUAACGGAGAGUCAUUGGAUAACAAAACCCGGGAUGCUAUCAUUUUGCUCCCUCAUUCAAUCGCAAAUGCUCUACCAGCAAAUGUUCAAGAUUUAACUGUGGUUGCCGUCACUUUUGAAAACGACAACGUGUUCCAAGUCGACAGAAAUACACAAUCAGCGUUUUCAGGAUGGAAAGUGAAUACACAUAUAAUAUCCGCAGAGAUCCGUGGACAAAGGAUAAAUAAUCUAGAAACACCGAUCGUAAUAACGUUGAAUUCACCUAAAAGUAGAUUAUCAGGAUAUGAGAAAUCCUGUGUAUACUGGAACGUCACAAAAAGAGUGUGGACCGACAAGGGAUGCAAGUUGAAUCAUUCUAAUGACGUCGACAGCACAUACACGUGCACAUGUAACCAUCUCACCAAUUUUGCCUUACUGUUUAACGCAAAUCCGCCUAAAGAUGUCCAUAGGGAUGUUCUUACUGUAAUUACAUACAUUGGGCUUACCUUAUCUCUUCUUGGAGCACUUAUAACCUUUGUAACAUACGCUAUUUUUCCAAUGCUGCGUUCCUCCACUCCGCCGAAGAUUUUGAUGAACCUAUGCGCGUCAUUGAUUUUAAUGAUCGUUAUGUUCUUUGCUGGUCUUGAAAGAAACUCGUCACAAACUAAUUGCAAAGUUAUUGCAGGCUUCAUACAGUACUUCUUCUUGACUGUGUUUAGCUGGAGCGCAGUGGAAGGCUUUCAUUCAGCACGUGGACUGGUGUACCCUAUGAAGGUGGAGGUGACCCUGUUUAUACAGAAAGCGUUAGCCGUCGGUUGGGGUAUCCCGAUCAUUAUCACUGCAAUUGGUGCAUCUGUAUGGAAUUCUGAUUAUGGUCGCGAAGAGAGCUGUGUUGUGACUGGCAAGGCUUUCUUCGUGACUGUUUUGGUGCCAAUUGCUGCAGUUCUAUUGUUCAACCUUAUCGCCUUGAUUGCUAUUUCUAUGUCGGUGAAGUCAAGUUCGCAGAAGUACUCUACGAAUUCAUUAUCGGUGAAAGAUCGUUUUCGAAUCAUUGUAGCGUUCAUGGUCCUCUUUGGUCUCACAUGGUCGUUCGGCGUGUUAGUUAUAGUCUCGGAUACAGUAAUAUUUCAAUAUCUGUUCUGCAUUUUAAGUGGAUUACAAGGUUUGUAUAUCUUUUUAUUUUAUUGCGUGCGAAACAGAAAGAUCCGGAAGUUUUGGUACGGAUUAGUACGCGGAAGAAAUAUUCGAGAGAUGCAAAGAGAAUCGACACGUAAAAGGCAAAAACCCCGAGCAGGUACAGUUGAUUCUUACGCGUAUAAUAGUACGAGUGAAUCCAAAGAAUACAGACUUAGCAACUUCAAGACUUGAAUAAUGUGCAGAAACCCAUUGUGUGGAGAAGCACACAAAGAAACGAAGUAAAACAUUAUCAAAUUGCUAUCGAAGUAAAUUCAAGAAAAUAUUUCUGAAAUGGUUUCUCCUUAAAACCGCGUACUGAGAUGGACACACCAAGAAGAUAUAGCUACAUGAAUGCUCAACUUCUUUCUCAGUCACAGAAGAUAAUAAAAUAAUUCUCCGGGAGUUUUAUGGGAUUAAGAGUUUAUAAAUUAAGGAUAAAGAAAUUGUCAUAAAUAUGUAAAUUUGAAGCGUGUGACAAAAUAUGUAGUUAAAUAGUGGUUUAUGUCCUUAUAGAAGUUUGUAUAUUUUUAGAUUUAAACGUGGAAUUUUUUAGUUAUUUCUUUGAAUUAGGCUUUACUUUGGUUAGUAAUAAAAACUGUGCCCUAUAGGUAGCAUCUA